AUUUCUCUCAUGGAAACCGACAACAAGAUAUCAGAUGAAUUGCGUGAAUUUCGUGCAGAAAUAAUGACUCGAUUCGACAAUCAGGAAGCAGCUUACAAGCAGCUAUUGGAUGAGUUAGUUAAAAAUCAGUCAGAAUUGCAGGAGUUACGUAGGAGUUUUGCGAUUGCGUUUCAAGAAGCUAAGAAAGUAACAGUGUUGGAAGAUGAAAUAAAAGUUCUAAAAAGUAGAAAUGAAUACCUGGAAUCGUGCUUUAGUAGUAUGAAUAGCAACAAAGGGAAGAUUGGAAUAUCGAAUAAAAAAUCAGAACCAUUAUCUUUUGCUUCGGUGACAAAAACAAAAGUGCAGGAGGUAGUCGCACCAUCGUGUGGGGCCAUGAAACAAGCAACCGUACCGGCGAUGGCGAAGCCCCUCCAACAAGAAAAUGAAGUUAUACGUUUGGACUGCACGUUGAAGGAUGUAGAAGUCGCCGAAAACAAGAAAGAGGAAAAUAGCUGGACGGAAGUAAGAAGAAAAAAUCGUUUUUCUAAUAGCGAAAUUAAAAGAGGAGGGAGUGUGAUCUCAACAGAUAUAGAAGGAACAGAACGGAAAAAGUAUUUACAUGUGUGGCGAUUAAAAAAGGAAACAGCGACAGAAAAUUUAGAAGCAUAUGUUAAAAAAAUAUGUGGUAAAGAAUGCCCACUAAAAGUCGAGAAAAUAAAUCAUAAGACUGAAAGAGAUUAUGCUUCAUUUAGAAUAGGAGUGCCUGAAAGCCACUAUGAUAAAUUGUGUCAAUCGGACGUAUGGCCUGUCAACGUCGAAUUCUGCGAAUGGAUUUGGUUUCGCAAAACGCAGGAUGCGAAAAAAAUCUCCCCAUAAAUUGAUAGAAGUCUAUUACCAAAAUGUCUGCGGACUCAGGACAAAGUUAGAGGAGUUUAGUGCAGCGGUAGCAUCUUCAAGUGCAGAUUUAAUAGCAAUUACUGAAACAAGCUGUAACCAUUCUAUCAGAGACGCUGAACUAAUUCCUCCGGGUUAUAAAAUCAUCCGCUGUGAUCGAACGGACGGGCGUAAGCAGGGCGGAGCGUUUUUAGUGGCCACACCGCAUAUCGACUUGCGUAGUGUACCGAUACCGGAUGACGUCAAAAUAGACAAUCAGGUUUUCGAACUGGUUUGUGCCAAGGUGUUUAUAGGUGAUAAGUUUUUAUUGUUGUGUUGUGUUAUUUACAUUCCGCCGGGUAGUAAUGACACCGAUUAUUUAAUAUUAUUUAAUAUAAUAGAAAAACUUUAUGAUAAAUAUAAUAGGCGAUUAUUAGUCAUAGGUGACUUUAACUUGUACUCUGCUUCUGUGAAUACUAAUAAUUACUUUGAGUAUUUUCUAACAUAUUGUGAAUUCACCCAGAUAAACAAAAUAGAUAAUAGCAUGAAUCGUCGGUUAGAUUUAGUGUUAACUCCAGCGGGAGAAGAGUUGGUGGGCGUGCGUGCUGCUCCUGAGCCGUUUGUUCGC
Messenger RNA from Plodia interpunctella (Indianmeal moth), 1480 nucleotides. RefSeq lists its product as uncharacterized. NCBI's taxonomy places the organism in Eukaryota, Metazoa, Arthropoda, Insecta, Lepidoptera, Pyralidae. Bases 10 to 855 code for a protein of 281 amino acids. The transcript has a single exon. The record is from RefSeq and is a predicted model, not a curated record.